Messenger RNA from Hippocampus zosterae (dwarf seahorse), 1355 nucleotides. RefSeq names its product myosin light polypeptide 6-like. Bases 619 to 1221 code for a protein of 200 amino acids. The record is from RefSeq and is a predicted model, not a curated record. Gene Ontology annotation, cellular component: myosin II complex. Lineage: Eukaryota; Metazoa; Chordata; Actinopteri; Syngnathiformes; Syngnathidae. The transcript has a single exon. Gene Ontology annotation, molecular function: calcium ion binding.
GAUAAACAGACAGAAAGAUAGGUAGCUCGAUAGCCAGCUCGCUGCAAAGACAUCUAGAUAGAUAGACAGUUUAAGGUCCUGGCAAGUUUGAGCCAGAAACAAAAUAAUAUAAACAAUAAAAGUACAAAUAUAGCCCAAUUGCCACUCCAAUGGCCAAACAACUAGUGAAUGUAUUAUAAUGGUAGUAAUUAUUUAAUGGCAUAUUGAUGAGUUAAAUCCACCAGCAUGUAUUUAGCAUGUAGCGUUCAAGCGUGAAACACUAAAAAGCUUGAAUUUAAGGCUUAAUUUAAGGCAAUCCUCAUCCCCAGCCCCCACCCCGACUCCAAACGACCCUUUAAGGACAUAUUCCUGCAAUGACUCGUUCACCCGCAUUAUCUCCUCUGGAUUGACAUGCACAAGAAAGCAUACACUCUCACAAACAAACAUGCACAUAUGCACACACACACACACACACACACACACACGUGUGUGUGUGUGUGCGCAUGCUUAUCAGCUUGAAGGUCUUCAAGGGCCACACAUUAUCUCGGUAGAGUGUUUCCAUUCCAUCUUUGGUCAUCGCGGUUGGCCAGACACAGCCUAUAAGAACAUUGCACGUCCCUUGCCCGCCACUUCGCCAACAUGGCCCCCAAGAAAGUGGAAGCCAAGAAGCCCGCAGAGGCCAAGAAGGUAGCAGAGGCCAAGAAGGAUGAGAGCGCUGCGCCGCCACCCAAAGCUCCAGAACCCGAGCCCAAAGCGUGCGAGGUGGACCUGAAGAGCGUGGUGGUGGAGUUCAGUGCCGAGCAGAUGGAGGAGUUCCGCGACGCAUUCACCCUGUUUGACGAGACGCCGACGGGCGAGAUGAAAAUCACCUACGCGCAAUGCGGAGACGUGAUGCGGGCGCUCGGCCACAACCCGACCAACGACGACGUCCUGAAGCUGCUGGGCCGGCCCAAAGCCGAGGAGAUGCACGCGAAGCUGCUCGACUUUGACUCCUUCCUGCCGAUGCUGCAGCACGUGGCUCGCGCCAAGGACCACGGUCACUUUGAAGACUUCGUGGAGGGUCUUCGGGUGUUCGACAAGGAGGGCAACGGCACCGUCAUGGGCGCCGAGCUCCGUCACGUCCUGUCCACCCUUGGGGAGAAGAUGACGGAAGACGAGGUGGACCGGCUCAUGGCCGGGCAGGAGGACGCCAACGGGCACGUUAACUACACGGACUUUGUCAAACACAUCAUGGCCGGAUGAAGACGGGCGUGUACUUCUGCUCCUGUUCCGCGCGAUACUGUGCCGGUCAUCUAUUUCUCAGUGCUUCUGUGGUUGACUGUUGUGUUGAAAGAAUGAAACGUGUCAAGCCUCGAAUAAAGACGCCGUUCUUCUUG